AUGGCGGGGGCAUCGACGCGGCUUCCCACCGUUGGAUGCAGCUGCUCGGUUGCCACCCUCGCGCGCUCUCUCACUUGUGUGCGGAGCUCCAACACGCGAAUUACUGGAAGCAGCAGCGGCCGCAUCGUUUCGUCAUCCCUGCCGUGGUCGCAGCACCGGUGUCAAGUGCGCACCUUGAUUGUGCCACGUCAGCUGAAGGCGUACGGCGGCACCUUCAGCCAAUCGAUUGGCGAGCGCGUCGACCACGCUGCGAGCCAUCAGGUGCUGCAGAGCCUCUCCCCAUCGCGCGCCGCGCAGUCGCCGCUCCUCGCCAAGCCCGUAAAGACAAAGAUGGUGGACAACUUUUCCGACAUGCUGGUCACUCCGGCGCUGCAGGCAGCGCUCGCUGACAUGGGUGUCUCCACGCCAUCGCCGAUCCAGCAGACCGCCAUCGAGGCCGUGCUGCAGCGCAAGAACACCGUCAUCGCCGCCCCGCAUGGGGAAGGCAAGACUCUGGCCUACCUGCUGCCCCUCUACCAGAACAUGGAGAAGGACCGAGACGUGUACAAGAUCCCGCUGCGUGAGCGCCGCCCUCGCAUGAUCUUGCUUGCGCCGACGAAGGAGUUGGUGGAGCAGCUGCAGACAGUGUGCGCGCGCCUGGAUGCCGCGACGGGCCUGACCUCGGUGUGCUUCACGUCCCGCAAGCGCUCCAAGUACCACCUGUCGAGGCUGCUGACGAACACCAUGGCGGACGUACUAGUCAUGGACCCGAAGCUCAUCCUACGACUCCUACGCACGCGUCGCCUCUUCAUCGAAGACCUGCGCUACUUCGCCGUAGACGAGGCGGAUGCGAUGAUGAGCUCUCUGCACGAUCACGACGCUGUGCAGCUGCUCAUGAAGGUGCAGAAGCGAAACCAGUUCAAGUACCUCUGGCCUGUGCAGACUCAGUACGUCUUCGUCACCGCCUACAUGACGCGCAAGCUGGAGUACAUCGUCGGCCGCAAGAUCAGCGAUCCCGUGACGUGCAUGUUCCGGCAGCAGAUGCACCGCCCACAGGCGCGGCUGCGUCAUCGCUUCUACGCGAUUCGCCGUGAGCCGGAGAAGUUCACGGUGCUGAUGCACCUUCUUCGCAAGAACGGGCAUGUGCCGCUCCCGAUAGACACAGACGUUGCCGAGGUGGACGUGCACACGAACCCACGCAAGCUCUCUGGGUCGCUGGCCGAAUGGCAUGAAGCGGUGCGGCGAUGCGCGUGGAAAGAGCACCAGGAGCAGGCAAAGAACUCUGGCAGCGGUGAGGCCGUCACCGAUGACGUCGUGGACGUCGAUGAGGUUGCGGUAGGGACCCCGCAAGAAGGGCCCGCAUCCGUGCCUUCGGCGCGCCUCUCCGCCACGGAAAACGCAGCGCCAGACGAUGACUACGACCACGACUCGUACGCGCGCUACACCCUCGAGCGCGUGCGUCCGCUUCACUGGGAACACCUGACCACAGUCGCGGCGCCCUUCACAUGCCCCAUUCGCCGCACCGUCUUCGCCGAGGGUCGCCGCACCAUCGUUUUCUUCCGAAACAUAGACGCGACGACGGCCGUGUUUCACCAGCUGCGCAGCGCUGGCUUUGCUGUGUCGCUGCUGCACGCCUCACUGCCCUACAAGGUGCGCAAGGAGAUGUACGCGGACUUCGCCUCUGGUCGCACGAACGUGCUCUGUGCAACGGACCUUGCCGCGCGGGGGCUGGACCUCCACGUCGACAUGGUCAUCAACUUCGACGUGCCGACGAACGCGCUCGCGUACCUCAGCCGCAGCGGGCGCACGGCGCGCAUGGGGCGAGAGGGGCAGGUGCUGAACCUCUACAACAAGCACCAGGGCGUCAUUGUAUCCGCCAUCAAGGCGUUCCUGAAGGACAGCCUGCCGAUGGAGGGGCUCACGAAUCGCAAGGCCGACAUGAUGCAGCCGCGCUACGCCGAGUGGCGCACCCAUAAAAUCAACGCUCUGGCCCGCUCGUACGUCUCCCUCAUCACGCGCAAGACCAUCCCUGCCCAUCUGGAGCGCACGUACGUGCACCACAACGCGACAUGGCGGCCGGUCUUUCAUCCACAGAAGACCGGCAUCCAUGGCGGUGUCGCGCCGCGGCAGCAGCAGAAGCUGAUGGACCGCGUAAGGGAACAGGCCGUGUGGUUCCGACGCGGUCAGCUGGCGCGGCGCAAGGGUGGCCGCGCCAAGUUCGGCAGCCGCACCAUGAAGCACGGCGUGUGGAACGAUAUCGGCGGCGUCGCGUCGCGGGAAGUCGUGAAUGAAGCGCAGAACCCGUCACCAGCGGGGCCGAACUUUGGGCCGCCAAGUGGUCCUCCGCAGUAA
This is a messenger RNA of Leishmania mexicana MHOM/GT/2001/U1103, 2331 nucleotides long. Its product is annotated as DEAD/DEAH box helicase-like protein. Gene Ontology annotation, molecular function: nucleic acid binding; ATP binding; RNA helicase activity. The coding region runs from base 1 to 2331 and encodes 776 amino acids. NCBI's taxonomy places the organism in Eukaryota, Euglenozoa, Kinetoplastea, Trypanosomatida, Trypanosomatidae. The transcript has a single exon. The record is from RefSeq and is a predicted model, not a curated record.